Fomitiporia mediterranea MF3/22 is the source of this 321-nucleotide messenger RNA. RefSeq lists its product as uncharacterized. Bases 1 to 321 code for a protein of 106 amino acids. Gene Ontology annotation, molecular function: oxidoreductase activity, acting on CH-OH group of donors; flavin adenine dinucleotide binding. The record is from RefSeq and is a predicted model, not a curated record. Lineage: Eukaryota; Fungi; Basidiomycota; Agaricomycetes; Hymenochaetales; Hymenochaetaceae. The transcript has 2 exons.
AUGCAUGCAUCUGGAGCAACCUCUGAUCCGAAUACUGCUGAUAAUCAAACAUUCAACUAUAUCAUUGUCAGAGGUGGUCUCUGUGGCCUCACUGUUGCUGGUUGCCUUACAGAAGAUGCUUUGAAAACAGUCCUUGUCAUUGAAGCAGGGAAUGAUGACUGUAGAGACCCAUUUAAUGUAUUACAAUAUGGUGCUGUCUUUGGCACAGAUCCAGCAAGGGAGUGGAACACUGAUCAGGAUAGGGUUAUCCUAGGAGGUAGGACGCUUGGUGGAGAUAGUUCGAUUAACGGUACAAUAAUCACCCGUGGCAUGAAAGAGUAA